AUGGGGGCAGGCGGCAGCACCCUCGGGGAGACAAUUCUCUUCCCCUCCCCUGAAUGCUCUUACGACGAGUUGCUGCCGGGUCUUCUGUGGAUUUCGGAGUCUCUUGCUGCUCCCAGCAGCGGCCCGUCCCCGGCGCGGUCCUCUCCUGCUGCUGCUGCUGCUGCUCCUGCUGCUGCUGCUGCUGCUGCUGCUCCCAUUGACUUCGAGGUGCAGCGAAACCGCCACAGCAGCAGCAGCAGCUUCCCCGCCUGCUUCAUUCCCGCCCCCAGCGGCAAGGCCAAAUAUGUGCUGCUCUACUGGCACGGCAAUUCCUGCGACUUGGGGCACAUAAGAGAAGAGCUGGAGAUUCUGGGGGCCUUUUUGGAGUGUCACUGUUUGGCUAUAGAGUACCCUGGGUACGGGCUUGCUGCAGCAGCAACGCCAGCAGCAGCAGCAGCAGCAGCAGCAGCAGCAGCAGCAAACAGCGGCAGAAGAGUCCGCGCCAGCGUCAGCGACACCAUCAACUUGUGGGGCCGAGCUGCUUUUAAUCUUCUUCUCUCUUUGGGAGUUUCUCCCUCCAACAUCAUUUGCUUCGGCAGAUCUAUUGGCACAGGCCCUGCUGCUCACCUUGCUGCUGAGCUUUUGGCGGAGGGGAUUUUGGUGGGGGGUGUGGUGCUGCAUGCGCCUUACAUUUCGGUGCACAAGAUAGUUGCAGAGUACGCGGCGUUUGGGACUUGGCUGAUAGGGGACUACUGGAGCAACAAGGAGUCUCUGUCGAGUUUGUCUCCGUGGACUCCCUUGUUGAUAAUCCACGGACUUGAAGACGAAAUAAUUCCUUUUCAUCAUGGAAAGUAUCUUUUCGAAAACUACGGAGCCACCGAAGCUGUCAAGGCUGCAGCCUUUCCCGCGGACUCCUCCCACAACGCCUACUACGUCAUCGACGUCCGACCUGGGAAAGCCCAUGAAGGAAUUCUUGAGCACAAAAGCCAGGGGGAGAGAAACAGCUCCUUUUGA
Messenger RNA from Eimeria tenella, 993 nucleotides. RefSeq lists its product as uncharacterized. The transcript has 6 exons. The record is from RefSeq and is a predicted model, not a curated record. Bases 1 to 993 code for a protein of 330 amino acids. NCBI's taxonomy places the organism in Eukaryota, Apicomplexa, Conoidasida, Eucoccidiorida, Eimeriidae.